This is a messenger RNA of Crotalus tigris (Tiger rattlesnake), 1914 nucleotides long. It is a transcript of the gene CCDC12, whose product is annotated as coiled-coil domain containing 12. Lineage: Eukaryota; Metazoa; Chordata; Lepidosauria; Squamata; Viperidae. Bases 100 to 825 code for a protein of 241 amino acids. The record is from RefSeq and is a predicted model, not a curated record. The transcript has 7 exons. Gene Ontology annotation, cellular component: post-mRNA release spliceosomal complex; U2-type spliceosomal complex.
CUUCUUCCUCCUCUUCCUCUUAUUAUUAUUAGGCUGAAUCUCUGUUCCCCAGUUUGUCCUUUUCCAUCACCCAUUCUACAGCCUUCCCGCACUCUGCGUAUGCUCAGAGGACUCUGCGUCCGAUGCUCAAAAACCUCGAUGUCCCAUUCUGAAUUUUUUCCUUCUCCUCCCUGCAAACUUUCACACCUCGAGCGAUGCGCUCGGCGCUCGGCCGGCCAUCCUUGCGUCACUGAUCGGCGACUCUGCUCUCGUUCGGCGCGGACAGGACGCGCCUUGCCUCGGCGCGCGUGCGCAGUAGACCCGAAGAUGGCGUCCGAGGCCGGGGGCUUGCAGGAAGAAGCGCUGCGGCGGAGGGAGCGGCUGAAGGCGCUGCGGGAACGCACCGGGGCGGCCAGGAAGCAAAAUGAGGACAAGGAGGCACCCCAGGUGAAGGUGCCGAAAAGCAACAGCCGGGAGGAAGAGGAGGAGGAGGAAAACGUCCCGAAACACAAGGAGCUGAAGUUGCGGAAUUAUAUCCCUGAAGAUGUGGAGCUGAAGGAAAGGGUGGUGCCCAAUGCCAAGCCGGCUUCAGUGGAAGACAAAGUGAAGGAGCAAUUAGAGGCAGCUAAACCGGAGCUGAUCAUUGAAGAAGUGGACCUGGCAAAUCUUGCCCCCAGGAAGCCCGACUGGGACCUAAAGCGAGACGUGGCCAAAAAACUGGAAAAAUUGGAAAAACGUACACAGAGGGCCAUCGCUGAGCUGAUCCGAGAACGGUUGAGAGGCCAGGAGGAAGAGUUGGCCUCUGCCGUCGAUUCGGCCCAACAGGAAGACAGUGAUUCGGAUUGAGGCCCCUGGCCGAAAGGAGAUUCCCGGACCAGCAAGGGGGCCAUUCAUCCCUACAAAAUCACCUCAGUUGCAAAGAAAACUCCAAAUUCUUUCUUCAAACAUCCAUUUUGUUACCCGAAACUUCUGCCUUAAUGGGCAGGAGAAGAGACAAAGUCACGAGUCUCUUGGCUUGGCUGCUGCUGCUUCUUCACCUUGGGACCUAGAGUGACCUGGGCCACUUCAGAGGUCCACGACAAAACCGAGGAAAGACAUCGGCCGAGCAAGAUGGGAAGUUUUGAUCCGGACUCUGGCCUUGAUCCUCGGUGUGACUUGCUGAGCGGGUUGGGGAUCCAUCUUUUGUUUUUUGUUUUUAACCCCCCCCCCCAAAUGUUUAUUUUUCUAUUUCCAAAGUUCAAAUACAAAAUAAAGGGAGAAAAGGGGGCAACGAGCUAGCAGCCACCUGAUAUUAAAAAUUUAAAAACCUGUAAAAAAAAAAAGAAGUUGAAAUAUAUCAGAAAAAAGCUGAAGGGACCGGCAAUUGUGUUUAAUUUCUCAUUUUCUAAAUCAGUUCUUUUUCAAUGUCAGCCAUUUUGAAGAUGAGCGGACUUCAAUUCCCAGAAUUCCCUAGCCAGCUAUAGCUUGAGUUGAAGUCUGCACAUCUUCAAAAUGGCUGAAGUUGAGAAACACCGUUUUAAAGCAACACAUUUUCUUGCUUUGCCUCCAAAACCCCAACCUGCAAUGUGUGUGUGUGUGUGUGUGUGUGUGUCCUAAAAAAGCUAUGUUGUGUUCCUUCUGCCUUUUCAAUAAUUUUGUGAUGGGUUGGUUGCUUGAGGGUCAAUCCUACUUUUUAUACUUUAAAUAACUCCUACCCUGCCAUCCAGUUCUCAGCAUAUAAAAUAUGGAGGAAAUCGACAAAUGUCACUUAUUAAGAGGGGGUGUGUGUUUGUGUGUGUGUGUGUGUGUCUGUGUGUGUGUGUGUCUCCCUGGCGUACAGGAAAGACAUUAAUCUACAAAUUUUCUAGAUUUCUCCAUUCAAAAUGUAUGUGACACACCAGGCUGUGUCGUGUGGAGGAAAUUUUUUUCUUUGAUAAUAAAAUGUUCCCCAAGCGA